AUGGUAAUCGGAGCGGCCGCGCGUGUAGCUAUCGACGGUUGCCGAAGAAUUGUCUCGUCACAUGCUUCCCUCGUCUCUUCUCAGUGUCGCCAGAUGAGUAUGGACGCACGAAGCGUUUCCGAAAAGCUCAGGAGCUCCGGUCUUUUACGAACGCAAGGUCUAAUAGGAGGAAAGUGGAUUGAUUCGUAUGACAAGACGACAAUCAAGGUUAACAAUCCAGCAACCGGUGAACUUGUAGCUGAUGUUGCUCGUAUGGGAGUCAAAGAGACGAAUGAUGCUAUUGCAUCCUCUUACGAAGCAUUUCCGUCUUGGAGCAAAUUGACUGCUGGAGAGAGAAGCAAAGUUUUGCGGAGAUGGUAUGACCUCCUGAUUGCACACAAGGAAGAACUUGGACAACUUAUAACUUUGGAACAAGGAAAACCACUAAAGGAGGCUAUAGGAGAGGUCGCAUAUGGGGCAAGUUUUAUCGAGUACUAUGCAGAGGAGGCAAAGCGUAUAUAUGGUGAUAUAAUUCCUCCUAAUUUGUCUGAUCGCCGGUUGUUGGUUCUAAAACAGCCUAUUGGUGUUGUUGGCGCAAUUACCCCUUGGAACUUUCCCUUAGCCAUGAUUACUCGGAAGGUUGGCCCUGCUCUUGCUUCUGGAUGCACAGUGGUUGUUAAACCAUCUGAACUUACGCCCCUAACAGCACUUGCUGCCGCUGAACUUGCACUUCAAGCUGGAGUUCCGCCGGGUGCACUUAAUGUGGUCAUGGGAAAUGCUCCUGAAAUUGGGGAUGCUUUGCUUUCGAGUCCACAGGUGAGGAAAAUCACUUUCACAGGAUCAACAGCAGUUGGGAAGAAGUUGAUGGCAGCUGCUGCACCUACUGUCAAAAAGGUUUCUCUAGAACUUGGCGGCAAUGCACCCUCCAUAAUAUUUGAUGAUGCAGACCUGGGUGUAGCAGUAAAAGGAACGCUUGCAGCAAAAUUUAGGAAUAGUGGUCAGACAUGUGUUUGUGCGAACAGAGUACUUGUGCAAGAUGGUAUCUAUGAUAAAUUUGCUGAGGCUUUCUCUGAAGCUGUUCAAAAAUUAGAAGUAGGUGAUGGCUUUAAGGAGGGAACAACCCAGGGUCCACUUAUAAACGAUGCAGCAGUGCAAAAGGUAGAGUCAUUUGUCCAAGAUGCUGUUUCCAAGGGAGCAAAAAUCAUUCUCGGCGGCAAAAGGCACAGUCUAGGGAUGACUUUCUACGAGCCUACUAUUAUCCGUGAUGUUAAGGAUAACAUGCUCAUUUCUAAGGAGGAGAUUUUCGGACCCGUAGCUCCCCUUAUUCGGUUCAAAACGGAGGAGGACGCUAUCAGACUCGCUAAUGAUACAAUUGCAGGACUUGCUGCUUAUAUAUUCACAAACAGUGUUCAACGAUCAUGGCGUGUCUCGGAAGCACUUGAAUACGGACUUGUAGGGGUGAAUGAAGGACUCAUAUCAACAGAGGUGGCUCCAUUCGGGGGAGUGAAGCAGUCUGGUCUUGGAAGGGAAGGAUCCAAGUAUGGUAUGGACGAAUACCUUGAGAUCAAAUACGUAUGCUUGGGAGAUAUGAACAGACAGUGA
Messenger RNA from Microthlaspi erraticum, 1581 nucleotides. NCBI's taxonomy places the organism in Eukaryota, Viridiplantae, Streptophyta, Magnoliopsida, Brassicales, Brassicaceae. The record is from the annotation of a GenBank genome assembly.